UACAUUCUUUGGAGUUCAACUAAAAAUAUAUGUCAACAUGAAUGACACUUCCGAAGGAAUUCAGGAAACAGUCGAAUAUUUGAAUAAGAGGAAUUUCGUUUCACGUGAAGAGUGGGAAGCUAGGGAACCAAAACAGAAAACAACUCUCAGAACCCCAAUUUCAAAUGUUGUUUUUUCCUACGCUAACAGUGUACUUUGUGCUACAAAACAACGAUGCGUCCAAGUAGUGAACUUGAUGCAAGCAUGCGCUUUGUCUUCUUGCGAAUUGAGUGAUGUAAAAGCAAACUUUUAUAUAGGGGGUGAUGGAAGGAUAUAUGAAGGAAGAGGCUGGAAAUAUGCUCCAGAAAAAUACGAAGGGGUUUUUGAAAAACUAGCACCAUUAAACAGGAAGUGUAUUGAAAUAUCUUUUCUUUGUCGAAAUAAUACAAAACCAACCACUGUUCAAGCUGAAGCAGCUGCUCUAGUGAUAAAGGAAGGUAUAAGAAAAAAGAUAUUGAAAAAUGAUAUCAAAGUAACAACUUUAUUCAAGGAACACACUAUUCCUAGAGCAGUAAGAAUACUUGAAAACGUAAAGGUUAGUCACCAUGUUACGAGCCAAAAUGGCGACCCUUAUGAAGGUUGGAGCGUUAUUUAAUAAGAAAUAAUCCGAACAUCUUUAUUGAAAGACUACUGGUUUUUAAGAAUAAAAUAAUUUAAUUUAUUAGUACAGUUUUAUAAAACUGCUUUUG
Molecule: messenger RNA, 728 nt
Organism: Macrosteles quadrilineatus (aster leafhopper)
Lineage: Eukaryota; Metazoa; Arthropoda; Insecta; Hemiptera; Cicadellidae
Product: peptidoglycan-recognition protein SC2-like
Exons: 3
Coding region: 38-634 (198 amino acids)
Biological process (GO): peptidoglycan catabolic process
Molecular function (GO): zinc ion binding; N-acetylmuramoyl-L-alanine amidase activity
Source: RefSeq, a predicted model, not a curated record